Molecule: messenger RNA, 1941 nt
Organism: Acanthisitta chloris (rifleman)
Lineage: Eukaryota; Metazoa; Chordata; Aves; Passeriformes; Acanthisittidae
Gene: STARD8
Product: StAR-related lipid transfer (START) domain containing 8
Exons: 11
Biological process (GO): regulation of Rho protein signal transduction; signal transduction; actin cytoskeleton organization
Molecular function (GO): GTPase activator activity; lipid binding
Source: RefSeq, a predicted model, not a curated record
CGCGGCUCCUGCAGCUCCCUGGGCAGCCGCGCCAGCAUCUAUGACAACGUGCCUGAGUUCGGCAGCAGCGAGGACUUGUGCAAGGACGGGGAGGUCACCUACAAGAACCUCGACGACAUCCUGCAGCACAUGUGGGGGCUGCAGCAGAAGGUGGAGCUCUGGUAUAAAGCCAUCUCCCCCGGCCUCGAUGGGGAGGAGGGGGGCGAGGAAGACGAGGAUGAUGAUGAGGAAUCAGACUCAGGAGGGGAACCCUCCAACCUGCACUUUGAAGAGCGAUCCAUGUCGGAUGUUGGCACCUCUGCCAGGGAUUCGGGUGUGGGAGCGUCGCUCACACGGCCCUGCAGAAAGCUGCGUUGGCACAGCUUCCAGAACUCGCACCGGCCCAGCCUGAACUCGGCCUCACUGGAGAUCAACCGCCAGUCCUCGGCACAGCUCAACCUGCUCCAGAAGUGUUCCCUGCUCCGUCUCACUGCCAUCAUGGAGAAGUACUCUGUGCCCCAUAAGCAAGCCUGGACGUGGACUGUGCCGAAGUUCAUGAAGCGGAGUAAAGUGCCAGACUACAGGGACAAGACAGUUUUCGGGGUGCCACCCAUCGUCAAUGUGCAGCGGACGGGGCAGCCCCUGCCCCAGAGCAUCCAGCAGGCCAUGCGCUACCUGCGCAGCCAGUGCCUGGACCAGGUUGGCAUUUUCCGCAAGUCGGGGGUGAAGUCUCGGAUCCAGGUGCUGCGGCACAUGAAUGAGAGCAGCCCUGACAACGUGAGCUACGCGGGGCAGUCGGCGUAUGACGUGGCAGACCUGCUCAAGCAGUACUUCCGCGACCUGCCCGAGCCCAUCUUCACCAGCAAGCUGACAGACACCUUCCUGCAGAUCUACCAGUUCGUGUCCAAGGAGCAGCGGCUGCAGGCGGUGCAGGCUGCCAUCAUCCUCAUGCCCGACGAGAACCGGGAGGUGCUGCAGACCCUGCUCUACUUCCUGAGCGACAUCGCCUCGGCUGAGGAGAACCAGAUGACUGCUGGGAACUUGGCUGUGUGCCUGGCCCCCUCCAUCUUCCACCUUAACGUGUCCAAGAAGGAAAGCACCUCGCCCAGGGCCAUGCACAAGAGAGGCACCAUGGGGAAGCCAGACCAGAAGGACCUCAACGAGAACAUGGCUGCGACGCAGGGGCUCUCCCACAUGAUCACCGACUGCAAGAAGCUCUUUCAGGUCUCCCACGACAUCCUGCUACAGCUGAGCAGCUCCUACAUGGCUGCAGACGCUUACCCCCACCCCCUUAGUGAAUUGAUGUGUCAGGGGGACAGCAAGGAUUUACACUCCUACUUUGAGCAGAGCAUCCAGAACCUGCUCAAAGAGUCAUCAGAGAAAUUCAAGGGGUGGCUGAGCAUGCCAGGACCCCUGAACACAGAGCUCUCCUGCAAAAAGGUAAAUGCUGCUCUGGGGAGUGACUUGGGGACAUGGGCAAAUGCAUCCACGGACAUUGAGGCCCCCCCUGGCGCGGUGCUGCAGCGGGUGCUGCGGGAGCGGCACCUGUGGGACGAGGACCUGCUGCAUAGCAGGGUGGUGGAAGCCCUGGACCAAGACAUGGAGGUGUACCACUACGUGACGGACAGCAUGGCCCCACACCCACGCAGGGACUGCAUGGUGCUCCGGUGCUGGCGCUCGGCGCUGCCGCGGGGAGUCUGCCUGCUCAUCUCCCUCUCGGUGGAGCACGACAAGCUGCCGGUGGAGGGAGGCGUCAAGGCCGUCGUGCUGACCUCCCAGUACCUGGUGGAGCCCAGUGCCAUGGGCCGCUCCAGGGUGACCCACAUCUGCAGGGCUGACCUCAGGGGCCGUUCUCCUGAGUGGUACAACAGGGUCUUUGGCCACCUCUGUGCCAUGGAGCUGGCAAGGAUCCGAGACUCAUUCCCGGCCCUGAGUCCCAACGGCCCAGAGACGAAGAUCUGA